UUUCACAGGGUCUACUUUCGGUUUGAAAGUAUGCUACUUUCGAUUUGAGUCAUUGAAAAGUAGAUACACGUUUGUAAAGUAUCAUGUUUAAAAGUUCAUCGAGCUUUUGUUAUAAAGUUAGUAGUCUUGCAGACGUUAAAUAAAGUUUAUCUUACCUUGUAUUGAAUUGAACACAAUAACGUUCUACUUUCGCUUUUAUUGUUAGUCUUAAAAAUGGCACACGGUAAGCAGUUUCAGAUCUCCACGGUAACAGUGAGCCUGCUCUUGUGCUCUGUAAGCUCUGAUGAUGUUUAUGACAGCGAGUUUUGUUCACCAGACAAUGAAAAAUGUAAAGAUACAUAUGUCAGACAGACAAAACAGGAAAUUCCAGAGGACACUAAAGCAAUAAUGGAUGCUGUGGCGGCAGUGCAGCUUUAUAAAGCACAGAAAGAGGUGGCAAACUAUUUGGAAUUGGCUUACAUCACUCUUAGUGACCAUCCAGAUCAGGCAACGGAGGUAAGAAUGACUGCGCACGCGGCAAGAACACAACACAUGAUGACAUCAGGUUUAAUGAAGACAUUUAUGGUGACGGCGGCACAUAUCGUAAACACCAUCAUUCCAAUGUUUUUCGAUGCAAUAGAACUCAAGGACCCAGAUAUUGUCAAAGAUUUGUUUGACAAGAUAAUCAUCAUCGCAGACAAUAUGAAAACUGAAGCGGAAGAAACCAAAGCUAGAUACAGAGACAUUCAUUUGAAAGUGCAAGAGAAUUUAGCAUCUAUUAAUAAAAGAAACAGGCAUGUUGUUGAAAGAGGGGAAGAAUUGCAGUUAGAAAAGGAAAGGGAAGAACAAGAGGCACAAGCUGCAAAACACGAAGAAAAAGAACUUGUUAAAUUGCAAGAACAGAUGGAUGAGGAAAUAAAAGAUCUUAGAGAAAACAGAAAUAUGUGGCGUGAAGAAGCAGCACAUGCUGGGCGCAGUACAGAUGAAGACGACUUCACAAUGUUUGACAUUCCUUUCGGGGCUGCAAAAGCAUUUACAUCCGGAGGUUGGCCUGGGAUUGCAUUUGGGAUUCUACAAGCUGGCGGUAGCAUUUUUAAAAAAUUCUACAGAUCAUACAAGCAGGAAACGAAGUACGAACAUUUUAUGGAUGCUUAUAAAGAAAGUCAAGAAAACUUAGACCUCAAAAUUGGUAAACGAUCAGAAAUACACGAAAAAAGAACGCAAAAGCAUAUGGAGGCCUUGCGAAGACUUUCAAAAAUUAAACAAAUAAUCCAAGAGGAAGUUGGACUAGGUGAUGCUGAAAGUUUGAGGGAGGCAAGUAUCUAUCUGGGCCGAGUAGAUGGGCUGUUUAACGAGAUAAUUCGGUACUGGGGACACAUGGCAAACGUUAUUAAAGUGAUAAGAGAAGAGUCAAAUGUCGGAGACGUCUAUCUUAAAAAGAUGGAGAAUCCUGCGUACGCUGCCAGACUAAAGAAGCAGCUAGAAAAAGAAGAAAAUCACUGGAAGUUUUUUGGACGAAUCUGUAAAGAUUACACAAUACAGACAGAUACAGAAAUAAAGAACCUAUACAAGUUUCUGACGGCACCAGUAGACACAUUAGCAGCAAAUGAAAAAAAACAAAGACAACAAAAAUUAUUCCAUGAAAUAGAAGCCGAGAUAAACGGAGAAUUUGUAGAUGAUGACUAUUAGUAUUUGCAUUAUUCUUAGUUUUUCAUGUAUCGAUUAGAUCAUUCCUUUGUUCGUCCGUUCUCUUUUUAACCAUCAUAUUAGUUGAUAAAUAUUAAAGAUGUACCAAUAUGCCAAUGAUUGGUGUGAUUUUAUAUGACACCGUACAUCUCUGACACGCAUUGACGUUUGCAUGCUAAUAAUAUAUGUAUAUCACUGCACAUUUAUGAAUAUAUUUUUCAGUUCAAUGUCAGUAAGCAAUGACCUUACGCUCCUAAAUAUGGAAUGAUACCAGCUAAAUAGUAUUAGGUUGGACAUUAAAAGCAACUUAUCUACAAACUGCACACACAACAAAGUUUGCUAUGGUCCCUGUCAAAGUUUGUGUCAGCAGUACACAUAAAAAUAAGAUAUGUUGUCGUGAUAAACUGCUAUGUCUCAUCACUUAUUUCAAAGACCUUAGUAUUUCUUGGGUGCUAGUGUAUUCCUGGAUAAAACAGUUUCUCUUGAACAUGUUUCGUGGGCUAGCACAGUUUGACAAUUGCUCAGUUGCACUUCUUUUUGAAAAAGCCUUUGUUUUUCUAAUUUUCAACUGAAUAAACUUUUUUCUUUUUUUUUCUUCUCAUUUCCUGGCCUUUUCCUGCUUCCUUAUACUGGAUGCAGAUUUCACGUUUUGAACAAGGUCGGCUUGAACUGGUGAGUACAAUGUAUUUGGUAUUGAAAAGAAUUUCACAGUAGUUACUGGUUUCAAUGUAUAUUUUACUGUUUGGAUUGCUGAAAGUGUCUUGAUGGAUAAAGAUCUAACAUCCAAUACAUCUGCCAUUGAAUUAAACACCCCCUCCAUUACUGGUGUAUGAAAACAUGUCGGCAAAGCAAGGACAAAUUUCCCAAGAUGUGGUUAAUCUUCAGAUACUUUCCUCCAUAAUAUAUCUACUCUUUUAUCUGGGAUGUAACUCGUCAAUACUGGGUCAACAACAUUUCUGUGUACUUCACUCUCAAACCGGUCUUGAGUUUUACCGUGCACUUUAAUUACAAGACGAGGCUAUUGUUUCAGUCGGGCUAGAGCAAAACUGUGUUCUCUUGCCCCUGGAUCCACAGCACUUGCUGCAUUGAGAAGUGGGUUGCUGAUGGGCAUUUUCGUUUGUAGUACUUGUCCACAAGCCACAUAUCCUGCUUCCAGCUGAUUCAGAACAAUCUUAACAUCACUCUUGUGAGACUUCAAAGCGUGAACUGUGUCUCCCAUAAACAUGGACUUGCAAGGAAGGUGAAAAUGUGAUUUACCUAAAGCAAUUAUCUGGAGUUAUUUACCAGUUUUGGGGAAUGCAAACUGGCUUCACGAACAGUCCGAAAAUAUUCCUCAGUAGUGUAAUCUGGUUGACGUUUAAUGUAUGCUGCAUCGGUUUCUUUGUCUAAUACAGCAUUACGUGUUCUUUCAACUGCCGCAAAACACCAACAUAAACCACUAACAAAAGACGUGUUCUUAGCUUUGCUCGAAAUAAUUGUUCUACUAUCAUUCUUUUUCUUUCCCUACCAUCAACAGUCAUGACUUUUUUUGACAAAACAGUUGUGAUUGCAUACAACACCUUCUGACUUUCACUGGAAAGGCCUUUCUUACGGAUAAUUUCGUGAGUUACAUACAUAUAGCGGUCCUUGUCUUCCUUCUGCUGGAAUGAUGAACAGAAAACCAAGUAUGCAUCAAACAAACGCUUUGUGUCAAGAGCAAGACUGUAAGCAGACAGAAAUCUGUGUGAAAAAAAAUAUAUUGAGCAUUGUGAACUUAAUGUUGAGUAUAAACAAAAAAGAAAAUAAACAAAUCUCACUCAGCUGAUCUCUCAGAUCAGUGUACCAGUGAAUGUUUGUUUGCAAAUGUUUAAACAUUUCCAGUAAUCCAUCAAAGGGCUUUGCAGCAUUGUGUACAUGAUGAACUGAAUCCUCAUUUAUGUCCAACAGGUGUGGUGUUUUGACUGCCCGUACUUUUGUCUCUAAGCCAAACUUAUGUCCUCGCAUUGUUGAAAUUGAGUCCAUUAACAUCGAAGCAUGAUUUAGACCAAAGAAGUUUAUGCCUGCUGAAAACAUUCUGAAUCCCUUUGAACAACCUGUUACUGUCCGCCUUUAUGAUAUCAAAGGAAUCCAAAUGAGCAAUGACCUUCUCUUUGCUUUCUUCGCAGUAGUAUGACACGAGGAUGGAAAUAACCUUCUUCAAUUUCUUUGCUCUUUGACCUACUCUCAUAUAUGUUCAGUUAAAAGUUUCUCUUCUGCAGCCUUAUCACUAGAGUGUCUCUGACCGUUUUCCUUAAUCCAUGCAGCAUCUUGCACGAAGCAGUAGUUCUCUCCAGUUUCGUGUCCAGGGCGUACAUUGGUUUCUUCUUUCUCUAUAAAUGCAGUAUUUCCUGAUUAUAUUAAUAUGUAUCUUUGUAUCUUGCAAUUGUACCUAUAAGCAACCUCUGAAAACAUGAAUUGUUCACAAUCAUUUUGAAUGUUCCUGAAAACUUUUAUAAAGUCAAGAGUUGUAGGCAAUACCUCAGGGAUGGGAAAAUAGAUUUCGCUCUUUUGACUGAAGCUUGGUAGCCGGACGAGAAAUAACAUCAGUUUUAAACUUCCGACUUGAACCAGAAUGGAUAUGAAUUAAGUGUUACUGAUAGAACAAAUUAAAAAAAAACAACAAUGGUGGUGUUGCGAUCACAAAAGAUCGCGAAAGGCAACUGACGGUAGUGUUCGAAGCUUUGAAUAUGGUAUUUGGACAAUCGUUUGCAAAAAUUUGAUCAUACACGUAUUGGGUUUGUAUAGACCCCCGGUUCUAUCGACUGCACGGUAACCAGUUCGUUGUUGAAUUCUUUGACUUCACCGAAAAAUCUUACCACAUUAUGAAAAUUUACUUAUAAUAGGUGAUUUCAGUUUGCAUAUUAACAGUGACAACAGUGCGAUUACUAACUUUAAGGACUCCGUAGUAGCAAUGGAGCUGGAACAACAUGUUGAUUUCAGUACUCAUACAGGAGGACAUAGCUUGGAUCUAGCUAUAACUGAGUCACUUAAUUGUGUUUAUGUAAAGAAAUGUGAGCCUAGACCAUUUGUAUUUUAUCACUGUGAUGUUAAAAAAGAGACUUUUACUAGUAGGAGCGUAUCAUUUAGAAACUUUAAAAAUUUGAACGAAUCAAAAUUUGCCAGUGACUUAAGUGCAAUAAAUGCUGAUUCACAGAAUAUCAACAAGUUUGUGAAUGGGUUUGAAUCGGAAAAAAGAGGAUGUCUUGAAUACGCUCGUUACUGUAAAAGAGAAAACUAUAAUUCAGAAAACACCUCAAUCAUGGUGCAAUUAAAAUUUGCAACAUUUAAAACAACAAGUUAGAGAGUCUGAGCAUACAUUGGAGGCGAUACGGUAAAACAGAUCAGUUGAGUCGUAUAAAGCAGUAAGAAACGAAAACGAUUUUGAAAUCAAACGUCGAACAGAACAACACUCAAUGAAAAGAUAGAGAAUGCUAAAGGUGAUUCCAAAACUCUGUGUGGAUUAGUAUCUAAACUUACUGGUACCAAAUCUGAAAACCCACUGCUUCGAGGAGAGUCUAAUAAAUCAUUAGUCGAAAUAUU
Messenger RNA from Mercenaria mercenaria, 5223 nucleotides. RefSeq lists its product as uncharacterized. The transcript has 10 exons. Bases 214 to 1668 code for a protein of 484 amino acids. The record is from RefSeq and is a predicted model, not a curated record. Lineage: Eukaryota; Metazoa; Mollusca; Bivalvia; Venerida; Veneridae.